CACACACACAACAGACGUACCCGAACAGAGAGAGAGAGAGAGAGACGGUGGGUGAAGGACGUCUCUUUUACCGGAGGAGCGAGAGAGAGAGAGAGAGAGAAAAAAGCAGGCGAUAAACAAAAUAAAGCGAGAGAGGAGAGGAGGGAGGGAGGGAGGGAGCACCAUGUCGGAUACGCGGAGGCGGGUGAAAGUCUACACGCUGAACGAGGAUCGACAAUGGGACGACAGGGGCACCGGGCAUGUGUCUUCCACCUACGUGGACCGGCUCAAUGGGAUGUCCUUGCUGGUCCGCGCCGAGUCCGACGGAUCCCUUCUGUUGGAAUCAAAGAUCAAUCCGAAUACUGCUUAUCAGAAACAGCAAGAUACAUUGAUUGUUUGGUCAGAAGCGGAUAAUUACGACUUGGCUUUAAGCUUUCAAGAAAAAGCUGGAUGCGAUGAAAUCUGGGAGAAAAUUUGCCAGGUGCAGGGCCGAGAUCCAUCACUGGAUAUCACUCAGGACAUCAUUGAUGAAUCUGAAGAGGAACGCUUUGAAGAAAUGCCUGAAACUACUCAUACAGUUGACCUUCCUCCAUGUGAACUAAACAAACUGGAAGAGAUUGCUGACCUUGUGACCUCUGUUCUCUCCUCUCCUAUUCGAAGGGAGAAGUUAGCACUGGCUCUGGAGAAUGAGAGCUACAUAAAAAAGUUGCUGCAGCUAUUCCAAGUUUGCGAGGACCUUGAGAACACAGAAGGUCUACAUCAUUUAUACGAAAUUAUCAGAGGCAUUUUGUUCCUCAAUAAGGCAGCAUUGUUUGAGGUUAUGUUUUCAGAUGAGUGCAUUAUGGACGUGGUGGGGUGUUUGGAGUAUGAUCCUUCCUUACCUCAAACGAGGAAGCACAGAGAAUUCUUGACCAAAACAGCCAAAUUUAAAGAGGUGAUACCUAUCACAGACACUGAACUGAAGCAAAAAAUCCACCAAACGUAUCGUGUGCAGUACAUCCAGGACAUCAUAUUGCCCACCCCGUCUGUUUUUGAGGAGAACUUUCUGUCCACACUAACUUCUUUUAUAUUUUUCAACAAAGUGGAGAUUGUUAGUAUGUUGCAGGAAGAUGAAAAAUUUUUGACUGAACUUUUUGCACAGUUAACAGAUGAAGCAACGGAUGAUGAUAAGAGACGAGAAUUAGUGAACUUCUUUAAAGAAUUCUGUGCAUUUUCUCAAACAUUGCAACCUCAGAAUAGAGAUGCAUUUUUCAAGACUCUUGCUAAUUUAGGAAUUCUUCCUGCCCUUGAAAUAGUUCUGGGCAUGGAUGAUGUACAGGUGCGAGCUGCUGCUACAGACAUAUUUUCUUAUUUGGUAGAAUAUAGUCCAUCUAUGGUACGCGAGUUUGUAAUGCAGGAAGCACAGCAGAGUGAUGAUGACAUUCUCCUAAUCAAUGUAAUCAUUGAACAGAUGAUCUGUGAUACAGACCCUGAGCUUGGAGGAGCAGUUCAACUAAUGGGACUGUUGAGAACAUUAAUUGACCCUGAGAAUAUGUUAGCUACAGCAAAUAAAACUGAGAAAACUGAAUUCCUCAGCUUUUUCUACAAGCACUGCAUGCACGUUCUCAGUGCUCCUUUACUAGCUAAUACCACAGAUGAAAAACCUAGCAGUAAAGAUGCAAUAGUCGGAUCUGACAGGAAUAGUGCAUUGUGUUCUGAUAACUUCCAGACAGCACAGCUCCUAGCCUUGAUCUUGGAACUGCUCACAUUCUGUGUAGAACAUCAUACAUAUCAUAUCAAGAAUUACAUCAUGAACAAAGAUUUACUCCGAAGGGUGUUGGUGCUGAUGAAUUCAAAGCAUACUUUUCUAGCCUUAUGUGCAUUGCGUUUUAUGAGGAGGAUCAUUGGACUAAAGGAUGAAUUCUAUAAUCGCUACAUAACUAAAGGAAAUCUCUUUGAGCCAGUUAUAAAUGCUUUUUUGGAUAAUGGAACCAGAUAUAAUCUGCUUAAUUCAGCAAUAAUUGAACUCUUUGAAUUUAUCAGAGUGGAGGAUAUCAAGUCACUUACAUCGCACAUAGUUGACAACUUCUACAAAGCACUUGAACAUGUAGAGUAUGUGCAGACAUUUAAAGGACUGAAGUUAAGAUAUGAGCAGGAAAGGGACCGUCUCCAAAAUCAGAAAUUAAACAGUGUACCAUCCAUAUUGCGUAAUAAUCGUUACCGUAGAGAUGCUCGCGCUUUGGAGGAAGAUGAAGAGAUGUGGUUUAAUGAAGAUGAAGAGGAGGAAGAAGGGGAAGCUUUGGUACCUCACGUUGAGAAAUCAAAAUCGGAGGAUGAUUACCCAGACAGUUAUGGAAAAUUUCUUGAAACUAAAAAAGCUAAAGAAAGUGAGGACAAGGAAAACCUUCCAAAGCGAUCCUCGAGUCCCAGCUUCAAGUUUACGUUUUCACAUACAUGUACAUCUGGUGCGGCAAAUGGAACAAAUGGCACUAACAGCAAACCAACGGCAGCUCAGACCGCUCCAGCCAGCUCCACUAGUUCUUCCUCGAAGCAUACCAGCCCAUCUACAGCAGUGACAACAAAGGGAGGACUAGUGGGCCUUGUAGAUUAUCCUGAUGAUGAGGAAGAGGAGGAGGAAGAAGAAGCAUCACCAAGGAAGCGACCUCGGCUUGGUUCAUAAUUGGCACAGAGAAAAGCUUACUUUGGGGUCUGAUACAAUGGUGCAACUGUUCCAUAAGCUAAAGGUCAGAUUCAAGAACUGCUCCUUCACUGUGAAUACAGAAGAUACAACACAAGGAGUAGCAAACAGUGUGCCAAUGUUUCAACUAGAGGGUUUGAGUUCUGUUUGGCAGGAAACAUGCUGCUGAGGAACUGGAUCUCUCUGGAACAAACUUGGAAAGGAAAAUAGGCCAAUCCGGCUGGCAGGACUAGCAGUUUGUAAUUGGGAACCUGAUUGACAGUUGCUCAAAUGGGGAAGAGAUUUGGAUUUGGGGAGGGUUAGGGAACGCUUGAGCAAGAGAGCAGGAGCUUUCCAAGAAUGAUGUUUUGGAGUUCUUUGCCAGGAAACCAAAACUGGAAUAGGAGUACAGAGUAUCAGUUGCAAACCCUUGUAAUCUGAAAUGAAUUAGGUGCUGUCCGAUUUGUUCAUCCUCAUUUUUGUUCUGUUUGCCUCCAAUUCCAAGUUUUUAAAGAGGAAAGAAAACUUGCCAAUAUACUUCUAAGCAGAAGAAUCUCAAACUACUACUGGGACCAUAAUGAUGAAAUUGCCAUCAUGUUCACUGGAUCUUUGGGCAUCCACUGGGCCUGUUUAGCAUUCACUAGUCAGAAUGGUGAUUGGUUGAAAAGCACAGGAAAAAUAGAGAAAAACCUGCACCUCAGCCAAAUACUGUACUGCAGUCUGUUUUUGUACCACAAGCCCAUGUGUAAAAAAUGGUGCUAGUGACUGUUGCAAAGAUGGUUAAAUGAGAAAAGCUGUUCCUGUUCUCUCAUCUGCAGGUUGUACAUUGUGGCAGCUCUGCUUUGAUGUCCCCAGGCCAAACGUGCCGCUUAACAAAUUGUAAAAUUUUAUCCCAGUCUGAUCUUAUGUAAUUUUUGCGCCUUCCAUGGAUAUUGUAUUACAGGUUAACAUUUCAUUCUAACUGGUAGCUGUUUACCUAUUUCCUUUAGGGAACACUAAUUUUAACAACCAACUGACCACCAUAAUGCUGGGAAUCUGAACUCAAAGCCUUAACAUAAGGUGAAUCUUAGAUAGUCUGCCUUUGCACUGCCACAGUUGUCUGAGUACAGAAGUAACUAAGAUUCAAGCACAGUAGAAGGUUGAGGUUAGGUUCCAGAUGCUUUUAUUGCACAGUUUAGUGUUCUGGGUUAUUUUUUAUUGCAGUGGUUAACGCAGGUUGUUAAACCAGCUGUAGCCAAACCAGCCAACAGGCAGUUUGAUACAAGCCCGAGUGUGUGUUGCACACUGAAAUCAAAACUUUUUAAAGCUUUUUUUAAAAAAAAUCAUCUGUGUCCCUUGGUAUUUUGGAGGUUUUGUAGCUCAACUUAGACAUUCUUUUGAAAAAGUGGGCCAUCUGUCAUGUAGAUAUGAAGUAUAGUUUUUCCAUAAAACAGAAGUUUAUUUUGUAUGGAUGAAUAAACCACCACUGUAACUGUUAUUUUACACUGUUUGUAUACAUGUGUUGAUAUUAAUGAGGCGAUGUAAGAUUCAGGAAUUAAAAUGUGACCCUGUAAUUCCAUAAA
Messenger RNA from Callorhinchus milii (elephant shark), 4197 nucleotides. Its product is annotated as serine/threonine-protein phosphatase 4 regulatory subunit 3. Gene Ontology annotation, biological process: protein dephosphorylation; DNA damage response. The transcript has 16 exons. The coding region runs from base 164 to 2638 and encodes 824 amino acids. Gene Ontology annotation, molecular function: protein phosphatase activator activity. The record is from RefSeq and is a predicted model, not a curated record. Gene Ontology annotation, cellular component: nucleoplasm; protein phosphatase 4 complex. NCBI's taxonomy places the organism in Eukaryota, Metazoa, Chordata, Chondrichthyes, Chimaeriformes, Callorhinchidae.